Acanthosepion pharaonis is the source of this 537-nucleotide messenger RNA. The record is from the annotation of a GenBank genome assembly. NCBI's taxonomy places the organism in Eukaryota, Metazoa, Mollusca, Cephalopoda, Sepiida, Sepiidae.
AUGCAACUGGCUGUGACAAGGAUAGACACAAUUGACAGGUGUUCAGACAUAUUCGCAUCACUUCAUUAUGCAAUACCCUUUCUUGUUCAUUAUCUAUCUAUCUAUCUAUCUAUCUAUCUAUCUAUCUAUCUAUCUAUGUCUGAUAUGUAUGAAUAUACAUCUAUCUAUGCCCGUUUCUACUAUAAUUAUAUCUAUCUCUCUAUCCAUCUAUCUAUGUCUGUUUCUACUCUCUGUAUUAUAUCUGUGUCUGUGUUUUUCUUUCUAACUAUCUAUCUAUCUAUCUAUCUAUCUAUCUAUCUAUCUAUCUAUCUAUCUAUCUCUCUGUAUCCAUCUAUAUGUAUGCCUAUCUAUCUAUCUAUCUAUCUAUCUAUCUAUCUAUCUACUAUCAGAGGCUAUUCAUUACUUCCCCCCUCUAUUACAUUCCGUUCAUGUCUAUCUAACUUGAUGCCUCCAUCCCUUUCUCUUUUUUGUCGUUUUUCUUUUUUCUUUCUUUCUUUCUUUCUUUCUUUCUUUCUUUCUUUCUUUCUUUCUCUUUAA